CAAUGCUUACGACUCCAAAAACUUAUCUUCAUUUCUGUCUUUCUACUAACUUUAAGAAAUGAUCACCCACUUUCUUCAACCUCUAUAAAACCCUAAAACUCUUACGAUCCACAAGUUACUUUUUGUAUGUUUGUAAAUACUAUUUCUUAAUCCAAUGUUUGGUCUGGUUAGCAAGCAGGAUGACCAAAUCCAAAAGCUUCUUUUACAAUUUGGUCAAACCCUUCAAGCUCAAGUCAACUAAAGCAGAAACUCAAGAUGAAGAAUUGGAACAGCUUGCUGCUCAAGAACAGAAGAUUUUUAAAUUUCAAACACUAAUUUCUGCAACUAAGAAUUUUCAUCCAGAUAAUAAGCUUGGUGAAGGGGGUUAUGGCCCUGUUUUUAAGGGGAAGUUGGAGGAUGGGAGGGAGAUAGCGGUGAAGAAGUUGUCACAAACAUCCAAACAAGGGAAAAAGGAGUUCACGAAUGAAGCCAAACUACUAGCUCGCGUGCAACACCGUAAUGUUGUAAAUUUAUUGGGAUAUUGUGGAAAUCCGGAGAAGCUUUUAGUAUAUGAAUAUGUUGAACAUGAGAGUUUGGACAAGUUUCUUUUCAAACAUCAAGAGGUGUUAGAUUGGAAACGAAGAUACGACAUAAUUCGCGGUGUCGCGCGUGGCUUGCUUUACCUUCAUGAAGAUUCACAUGAUCGUAUCAUCCAUAGAGAUAUUAAAGCUAGCAAUAUUUUAUUAGAUGAAAAAUGGAUACCAAAAAUUGCGGAUUUUGGCAUGGCGAGGCUCUACCCCGAAGAUCAAACUCACAUUAACACACGUGUAGCCGGUACCAAUGGAUAUAUGGCACCCGAAUAUGUUAUGCACGGUACUCUAUCAGUAAAGGUGGAUGUGUAUAGCUUUGGCGUUGUGAUUCUAGAGCUCAUUAGUGGUCAGAAAAACUCGACUUUCGACCUUGAUCCCGAGUGCCAAAAUCUACUAGAUUGGGCAUAUAAGCUGUACAAGAAAGGCAAAAGCCUCGAAAUUCUGGAGUCAAAACUGGCCGCGUCAGCAGACCCAGAACAAGUUUGCGCAUGCAUACAAAUCGGGUUAUUAUGCACCCAAUCGGACCCAAAACAACGACCCACAAUGCGCGGUGUGGUCUUAAUGCUAAACAAAAAACCGAGUGCACUAGACGAACCGAACCGCCCGGGAAUCCCCGGCACAAGGUACCGAAGGUCCCACAGAUCCGCCACAUCAUCCUCAGCAGCCGGGACUUCUGGUGCUUCGAGUUCUCAUGCUUCCACCGCCACCACCACUUCCACCACCAUGGUUGCUAGUACCCCGAAAGGAUCUGCUUUUGUGGCGGCGCGUUCGGGUUCUUCCACCAUGACAUCCGCUGCGGGUUCCUCUGGUCAUGGCGUUUCGCAUUCGGGUCCUCACCGGAAGUUGAGAUCAGAUCCUCAUGGUAAACGUCCCAUGGUGAUUCAAGAUUGAUUGAAUCUUAGAACUUUUCUUAAUAAAAAGUUUUAUUUUUUAUUUUUUUAUUUUUUUCCAUGAUUAAAUCACUGAAUUAUAUACAACAUACACCUAUUCUUUAGCCAAAAGUGAGAAGUAGGAUUGAGAAGUGAGAUAGUCAGCAGGUGUAAUUAGGUGUGUAGAUAUUUUUAGUGUUCUUCAUAUAUAGAUUUUAUAUUUUGACUUGUUUGUAAUUUCAAUAGGCAUAUAAUAUUAAAUUUCCCAUA
Messenger RNA from Helianthus annuus (common sunflower), 1708 nucleotides. Its product is annotated as putative receptor-like protein kinase At4g00960. The transcript has 6 exons. Gene Ontology annotation, biological process: protein phosphorylation. The coding region runs from base 180 to 1460 and encodes 426 amino acids. Lineage: Eukaryota; Viridiplantae; Streptophyta; Magnoliopsida; Asterales; Asteraceae. Gene Ontology annotation, molecular function: protein kinase activity; ATP binding. The record is from RefSeq and is a predicted model, not a curated record.